Messenger RNA from Gorilla gorilla gorilla (western lowland gorilla), 526 nucleotides. RefSeq lists its product as uncharacterized. The record is from RefSeq and is a predicted model, not a curated record. Bases 85 to 420 code for a protein of 111 amino acids. The transcript has 3 exons. Lineage: Eukaryota; Metazoa; Chordata; Mammalia; Primates; Hominidae.
GAAGAGAAACGAUGCCAAGUACAUGAAUAACCGGCAGCUGACCCAGCUGAGUACCAAACUCAACACCAUCUUCCUGAAGAUUUCAUGACUUCGCCCCCGCCCCCCAUUCGCCCCCCACCCCCCUCGAUUGUUAACAUGAAAGAAAAACAUAAAGAAAGAAUACCUGUCACAACAGGGCGCACCUUUCAACUAAGGAACUCCGGGUGGCUGUGUAGAACCAUCCUCACCCUGGAAAGGGGGAAACUGAAAGAAAAAGCAGAACACGCCAUUAACAAGGCCAGAACCCCGACUGCCAUUCCUGGACGGGAGCCACCAACACCCGCAAAAUCGAUCGAUUCAGCCUGGGACGCUUGCUGUUUCCGAACCUCUGUUGCCACCUAUCCCAGUUUGGAGGGAAUUUUCCCAAGGAUGGCUUCAUGACCACACUGCUGUAGGAAGUCAUAAGUUGGAAAUCAACAGGCCUGGCUUGAAGUGUGGCCUUAGGCAACACCGUUCUCAUCUACAUCUGGAUUCUCCAACAAAGCUG